This is a messenger RNA of Hippoglossus stenolepis (Pacific halibut), 1233 nucleotides long. It is a transcript of the gene aifm2, whose product is annotated as apoptosis inducing factor mitochondria associated 2. Gene Ontology annotation, biological process: positive regulation of apoptotic process; apoptotic mitochondrial changes. NCBI's taxonomy places the organism in Eukaryota, Metazoa, Chordata, Actinopteri, Pleuronectiformes, Pleuronectidae. The record is from RefSeq and is a predicted model, not a curated record. Gene Ontology annotation, cellular component: cytoplasm; mitochondrion. Gene Ontology annotation, molecular function: electron-transferring-flavoprotein dehydrogenase activity; flavin adenine dinucleotide binding. The transcript has 9 exons. The coding region runs from base 48 to 1166 and encodes 372 amino acids.
AACCCGGAAGCGAGCGGCGGUGAACGAGGAGCGCGCGAGGAGCGGAAAUGGGCGGUCAGGUGUCGUCAGUGGAUAGCGUGCACGUGGUGGUUGUGGGCGGGGGGUUCGGGGGCGUGGCGGCGGCCCAGCAGCUGAAGUCUCGGGCCCUGAACUUCACUCUGAUCGACACCAGAGACGCUUUUCAUCACAAUGUGGCGUCGCUGCGAGCGGCGGUGCAGCCCGGCUUCGCUCAGAGAACCUUCAUCCCGUUCGCAGACACGUUCGGAGACAGUUUCGUUCAAGGUCGAGUGGAACGAGUCGACGUGGACAGACAGACGGUCGUCCUGCGGGGGGGCAGGGAAGUCCCGUUCUCUCACCUCAUCCUGUGCACCGGCACCGAUGGACCGUUUCCUGGGAAGUUUAACACGGAGGCGUCGUAUCAAAGCGGCGUCCGGGCUUAUGAGGACUUCACUAAACAGGUCCAGGCUGCAGACUCUGUGUUGGUGGUGGGGGGGGGGUCCACCGGUGUGGAGAUGGCUGCUGAGAUCAAGACGGAGCAUCCAGAGAAGAAGGUGGUUCUGAUUCACUCCAGGAUCGGGCUGGCCGACCCGGAGCUGCUGCCCAGCGUCCGACGUCAGGCCAAAGAAGUUCUGCUGCAGAAAGGAGUGGAGCUGCUGCUGGGUGAGAAAGUGGACAACCUGUCACAGCUGCAGCUCAACGUCACCAACAAGAACAUGGAGGUGACAACGGAGCGAGGAGAGACUCUGUCCACGGAUCUGAUCGUCUGCUGCACUGGACAAAAGGUCAACUCUGCAGCGUACGACUCCAGCUUCUCCGCCAGCAUGGCCGACAGCGGCGCUCUGAAGGUCAACCAGCACCUGCAGGUUCAGGGUUUCACCAACGUCUACGCCGUGGGCGACUGCACUGACGUCAAAGAGCCAAAGAUGGCGUACCACGCCCAACUGCACGCCGCUGUCGCUGUUAGCAACAUCGUUAACAGUCUGAGGGGGAAGGAGCUGACGUCCUAUCACACAGGUAACGUCACCAUGUUGCUGGCGAUGGGCCGAGACGACGGCGUGGGGCAGUUUAACGGGUUGAAGUUACCACGAUGUGUCGUUGUUCUGGGGAAGAGUCGAGAUCUGCUGCUGUGGAAGAGCUGGAGGGAGAUGAAGCAACAACAACCCUGACUGACACACACACACACACACACACACACACACACACACACACACACACACACACACACACAACACA